This is a messenger RNA of Abrus precatorius (Indian licorice), 1374 nucleotides long. Its product is annotated as anthocyanidin 3-O-glucosyltransferase 7-like. The record is from RefSeq and is a predicted model, not a curated record. Bases 1 to 1374 code for a protein of 457 amino acids. NCBI's taxonomy places the organism in Eukaryota, Viridiplantae, Streptophyta, Magnoliopsida, Fabales, Fabaceae. The transcript has a single exon. Gene Ontology annotation, molecular function: UDP-glycosyltransferase activity.
AUGAAUAAGAUAAGCUCAGUGGAGGAGAAACACAUUGCAGUCUUUGUUUUCCCCUUUGGAAGCCACCCUCUUCCUCUAUUAAACCUCGUUAUCAAACUAAGUCAUGCAGCUCCCAACUUGCACUUUUCAUUCAUCGGCACUGAACUCUCCAACAAACCUCUUCUCUCAAAACCCCACAUUCCAGACACCAUAAAGUUCUUCACUGUUGGUGAUGGAGUCCCAAAGGGUCAUGUCCCUUGUGGCCACCGUGUUGAAAGAGUCAAUCUUUUUCUUCAAGCUGGUCCGCAGAACUUGCAAAAGGGUAUAGACUUAGCAGUGGCAGAAACAGGACAUAGAGUCACGUGCAUCAUUGCUGAUGCAUUUGUCACACCUUCUCUCACUGUGUCUCAGCACCUUAAUGUUCCUUGGAUCCCAGUUUGGCCACCCUUGUCAUCUUCACUCUCUGCUCAUUUUUACACUCACUUGAUACGCCAAACGUGUGCUAAUAAUAACCUAUCGCGAGACUCCCCUUUGGAUUUUCUUCCUGGGUUGUCUAUGAUGCGUGUUGAAGACUUGCCAGAAGAUGUAGUCAAUGGUGGUGAAGAUGAGACACUGUUUUCAAAGGCACUUGCUUCACUGGGUAUUGUGUUGCCUCAAGCCAAGGCUGUGGUUGUUAAUUUCUUUGAGGAAUUAGACCCACCCUUGUUAGUUCAUGACAUGAGAUCAAAGUUAUCUGCUUUUCUCUAUGUUGGUUUUCUCACUCUUUCAUUGCCUCUACCACCCUUGCCUCCCUCUGACACAGAUGCAACUGGGUGUUUGUCAUGGUUGGACAAGCACAAUGGUGGAUCAGUGGUGUAUGUUAGCUUUGGGACUGUGGUGACACCACCACAAGAUGAGAUAGUGGCACUUGCAGAAGCAUUGGAAGCUAGUGGUUUUCCAUUUCUUUGGUCUCUAAAGGAGCAUGUGAAAGGGGUUCUGCCAAAUGGGUUUCUUGAGAGGACAAGGAAUAAUGGGAAGGUUGUGCCUUGGUCUCCUCAGAGUGAGGUUUUGGGACAUGGUUCCGUGGGAGUGUUUGUGACUCAUUGUGGGUGUAACUCUGUGUUUGAGAGUAUGUCGAAUGGGGUGCCUAUGAUAUGUAGACCUUUCUUUGGGGAUCAAGGAAUGACUGGGAAGAUGGUUGAGGAUGUUUGGGAGAUUGGUUUGAGAGUGGAAGGUGGAGUGUUCACUAAACAUGGUUUGCUCAAAAGCUUGAACCUGAUUCUUGUGCAGGAAGAGGGAAAAAGGAUGAGACAAAAUGCUUUGGAAGUGAAGAGGACUGUGCUAGAUGCAGCUGGGCCUGAAGGAAAAGCAACCCAAGAUUUCAAGACUUUGGUGGAAGUAGUUUCUAGCUCUUAA